GCUCCGGCGCUGUGAUCGCGAUGGAGGGGCCGGCGGUGGCAAAGGGGCCGCCGCCGCCGCCGCAGAAGCGCUUCUACCGGCAGAGAGCGCAUUCCAACCCUCUGGCGGAUCACACGCUGCGCUAGUGAGUGCGGGCGGGAUAGGCAAACAGCAACAACCCCGCGAUCGCCCCGAUUCCGGGGUCCCACCCUCGCCGCCCGUUUCCUUAGGCUCCCCACGGGCUCAUAGAGACGUCUAUCCGCUUUGCCGGGCGCACCCCCGACCCUACCGUGCUGACGUGUUUUGCUGUUGAAUUCCCUGGGGCUCCCUUCUGAGUGAGCCUACCGUGUCGAAAUUCGCACAUCUCGCCCCUUGACUCAGGGAAUAUGGACCCCAUAUCCUGCCAAGCCUGAAGAAAUGGACUGGUCAGAGAUCUACCCGGAGUUUUCCCCCCCUUUAACUGCAGACGAUCAACAUGAUGACCUGAAGGAUGCAGAAGAGAGAACUAAGCCUGCGUCUCAAGUAGAGUUUGCUGAUAUCGGCUGCGGUUAUGGGGGCUUGCUUGUUGCGCUGUCUCCCCUGUUUCCCAAGACUUUAAUGCUGGGUCUGGAAAUCCGAGUGAAGGUCUCCGAUUACGUGCGGGACAGGAUCCAGUCUCUGAGAGCAUCUCACCCCGGGCAGUUCCAGAACAUUGGCUGCAUCCGCAGCAAUGCUAUGAAACACCUGCCCAACUUUUUCCGCAAGGGGCAACUGCGCAAAAUGUUUUUCCUCUUCCCCGAUCCUCAUUUCAAGAAGACGAAGCACAAAUGGAGGAUUAUCAGCACCACUUUGCUGGCAGAAUAUGCCUACGUUCUGCGUGAGGAGGGGCUCGUCUACACCAUCACGGACGUGGAAGAGGUGCACAGGUGGAUGGUGAAGCAUUUCCAGGAACACCCACUUUUUGAGCAGGUGUCCUUGAAAGAACUGGUGAAUGAUCCUAUUGUCGGACUCCUGGACACCUCAACUGAGGAAGGGAAGAAGGUCCAGAGGAACGGAGGGAAGACCUUCCCGGCUGUCUUCCGGCGCAUCAGGGACACCACACAGGAACAGGAAGGGGCAGGAUCAUGACCGGGGGAUUUCCUGGGGCCUGAGAAAAUUCACGUCGUCCCAACUCAUGUGUCGAAAGGGAGGUGUUGGGGGCAGGGAUUGCAUCAAGCAUGGGACGGACUCAACGCCUCUGGUCACGCUGGGGUCAGCCUUCUAUUAAUAUUAACACAGCUGGGGAUUCCCCUUCUGGGGUAACUCGGCUGAACAGUUGAGUAAGGGAUUGCCUGGUUUGUUUGCUUCUUGUUUUGCCCGUAGAAGGACCCUGGUGCCUUGUCCCAGCUGUACUGGGGUAAGCAUCAGCCCCACGUAGCAGGAUGAGUGAUCCCUGGAGGUUGCCUCCCACUCCAUUGAACCAUUGAUCACUUUCAUUUUGUGAAUGAAUAAUAAACAGGAAGAAAGAACUAUCAGACUCUAUGAGUUGUCAGGCCCAGCCUAGCUGCUGAGCGACAGCAAGAGCUGCCCUUGGUUGGGCUCAGCCCUCAGCUCCCCAUCCCCUUGCUAUGAAGAGAUCAGCUGGGCUAAGGCACCUAACCCCCAGUGCAGAGAGCCUAAGAUGGGAGGGGUUCUGAAGCUUGUCAAUCGCCUCUUUGGUCUUCUUGCAAGAACCAUUCCUUCACUAAUAGCCUAGAUUGUAGGGAAAUGACCGUAGUUGUUACCCAUGUGAGUAGGAUAGCUUCUGCACACUCAGCUUCUGUAUCUUCCACCCAGGUGAGCAAGAAUCAUGACCAGAGUUCACUUUCCAGCCAGGCAAAGACACUCGAGGAGGUUGUGGAGCAAAGACUGUGGAGGCUGGGAGAGUUCCCAUGAGCCAGACAUAGAGGUACAGAGAGCUGCAUUUGGCCACUGGGCCAAGUGGUUCCCUACCUCUGCAUUUAGCUUAUAGGGAGCAUGUCAUUGCAAAGGUACACUAGGAUAUGCCUCUGCCAUGCAUUAAUAAUUCACCCAAAGAGAAGUGUAACCUAUAAAUUAGGCAAUAUUUCUCAACUUACAAGUGAGGUGGCAGGAUUCCCACCACUGGAAAUCCUAAGCAGCUCCCAUGGAUUUUGCAGGUUUGUUAAAGAACCCAAACCAUUUCAAGCUAGCAUCCAUAAGGGCCAGGAACUUGUUUUUGAAAGAAUCAAAACCCAGGGUGCUCAAGCUACCGUGGAAUUGGGAUGAAUCUUUCCCCAAGGUUCCUUUCUCUCGGUAAAUACAUCGUUUCCUACGGUGCAUAAAAAGAUCCCUAGGUAUGGAACCUUUGCCAUGGUGUGCUAAUGAGUCAUCGCCAAUGGGUAAUGCAAGGUGGAUAGGCUGUGCACAUUCACAUUCCAAACUUCAGAGUUGCAUAAGUUAA
Molecule: messenger RNA, 2398 nt
Organism: Zootoca vivipara (common lizard)
Lineage: Eukaryota; Metazoa; Chordata; Lepidosauria; Squamata; Lacertidae
Source: RefSeq, a predicted model, not a curated record